Messenger RNA from Penicillium odoratum, 405 nucleotides. RefSeq lists its product as uncharacterized. The record is from RefSeq and is a predicted model, not a curated record. Bases 1 to 405 code for a protein of 134 amino acids. NCBI's taxonomy places the organism in Eukaryota, Fungi, Ascomycota, Eurotiomycetes, Eurotiales, Aspergillaceae. The transcript has 3 exons.
AUGGCUGGAAUUAGAAAGGUUUGCCGGCCCACCAAACACGAAGACUUUCGACAGGGUGACACUACCGAGAUCGAAUCUCUUGAGGAACACAACUUCCCCAGUCUCCAACCUGAGACGACCCUGGUGGGUAGCAUCCCGCAAGAUGCCACCGAAGACUGGAUACAGAGAGAGGAUGUCGGGAGAAAGCAGAAGAUUGGAGAAGAAUCUGCAACCUCGGACAAUCGUUUCAUGAUCGCCUUCCAGUGUAUCUCCGAGUCGAUCCAGAGCUCGCUGAGCACUCUUGCAGAUAAGACUGAAACCAUUUGCAGUGACCUGGACGAUAUUGUUCAACGAUUGGUAGCCGUGGAGGCAGCAAUAGAUACCUUAGCUACAGAGACUCAGAGCACCACAGAGGAGGAUAAUUGA